This is a messenger RNA of Closterium sp. NIES-65, 3798 nucleotides long. The record is from the annotation of a GenBank genome assembly. NCBI's taxonomy places the organism in Eukaryota, Viridiplantae, Streptophyta, Zygnematophyceae, Desmidiales, Closteriaceae.
AUGAUCGCGCCCAUGAGGAUGAGAGGGGAGGGAGUGAAACAUUCCCAAGGAGCAGGAGAGGGCGGGCACCGUGCUGGACACACCCCCCCCCAACCAUCUGCGCCACCACGGACGCCCGUAUACGCGUCCCCACCUGCAGCUCUUGACUCCCCCUUCCUUCCUCCCCUUUCUCACCAGCCCGCGCCCCUCCCCCCCUGCUACUCCAUCCCACGCUCGCUGCCUCUCACUCCUCCCUCUGCCUGCCCCUCCUUCGCGCUGCUGCUCCACUGCACCCACUGCCUGUCUGGCCCCGUCGCUUGCGGCACCCAGGUGAAGUGGUCCCACAAAGGAGCAGACGGCGAGCACGGAUGCUGCGGGGCUCACUUGGGCGGACGGCGACAAGGAAGGAGAGCAAGGAACAGGAUGAGCGACACGGGGAAGCGAGAGGGGGGAGAAGCGGGGACGAAGGGCAAGGACGGUGGGACGGAAGGAGAAGGAAGCGCUGCCUGCCUGCCUCUCUACUCUGCCCUCGCUACCCUGCUCCUCCCCCACCCACCCCCCUGUCCCCCCCCGAUCCCCCCUGAAUACAUUCCGCGCCCUCCCCUCCUCUCCGCCCCUGCCCUGUUCCGCCAGCGUCACCGCCGUCACCCCUCAUCGCCGCACCCCGCUCCUUCUGCGCCCUUCGCACCUGCUCCGCCGCGAAAGCAAUCUCCCUUGCUGAACCCGCGCAGCUUCCGCCUGCUUCCCUGCGCCUGCCCCUGGCUUUGCCGCAUCAUCUGCAUCAUUUGCCCCUUUCUUUCCUGUCGCCCUCUCUCUCGCAUUCGCCUCUUCCUCUCCCAGUCUCCUUCCUUAUUCUCUCAUUCUGUUCCUCUCUUCCUUCCUCACCCCCUUCCUCUCUUCCUCUCUCAUCCUGAUUCGUACUACCUGUCUCCUCCUCUCGUAAUCUCUCACUCUCUUCCUCUCUUCCUCUCUUCCUCCCUCAACCUCUCACACUCGUCCUCUCUCUUCCUCUCGUCUCUCACCCUCCUCUUUUCUUCUCUCACUUUCUCCCUUUCUUCGUCUCUCACCCUCCUCUCUUCCUCUCUCACUUUCUCCCUCUCUUCCUCUCUCUUCCUCUCCUCCAUCUGCCCAAGCCUCUCCGCCAGUCUCGUCGUCACGCCAACCUUCAUGGCGCGCAGCAAGCACCAUCGGCUCACGCCCAUCAGCUGCUCUAACGACAGCUCCUCCGCGCUCCCUGUUCCUCCGCCCAUCAUGCCGCUCGCGCGCAUCGCCACGUCGACCUGCCGCCUCCGCGCAUGCAUUCCGCCUCCACCGAACUCCCUCGUUUCCCCAACCUCCGCCUCGGCGAUUUCCCAGUUCUCCGUUGCGCCCUUCUCAGCACAGCAUCUGCGCUUUCUGCGCUGCGCCUCGCCGCGCAAAUCGCCGCAAAGGGUCCAGCCGUUCAUCCUCUCUCAUCUGUUCUUUGCGGAUGCCCUGGGGCAAAAAGAAAGUACCAAGGAAGACGAGAGGCACAAGCCAAUGAGAGGAGCCCCGACAGGAACUGGCGGAGCAGAGCUGAAUUCCAGUGAUUCUGAUGCUGGCAGUAGCAAGGCCAAGGAAGUGGGGAAGGUAGGCGCUGCCAAACAUGAGCAGUGGUUAGAGCUUCAAAAUUUGGAAGAGUGGCUGGAUGCCUUGCUGGGGGCAGGACAGUACCAGCAGGGUGGACAAGGUCAAUUCACUGCCGCAAACAGAGGGGAAGCAGAGAAGGCGGUAGAGGAAGAAGACAAGAUUAUGACGCGAAAGAAGCACGCUUUCCAGAAUGACCCGGAUGGAGCGGGACAGCCCACCGGGGCAACCGGAGGAGCAGCAGGGAGAGCAAUAGUGGAGGAACGUUCAAAGCCACUUCAGCUGCUGUCUAGGCUGGACAUGGUUCACUACUUGAACGUGACGGGCGGGUGGGAUGAGGAUCUGCCAAUUGUCACUGAGCUGGGGGGGAGCAGGCAGGGGGAGAUUGACAAUUUUGCGUCCAUGCUGGUGCAGGUGCUGGGGGUGAAGGAGAGUGCUGAUCUAAAGGAAGGGUUUGGGUUCUUUGUGCAGCAACUGCUGUCAGGCGGGCUGGAGAUGGCGCAUGCACAGGGGAGGGGGGGAGGUGGGGGCAAGGCUGCUGAGAAGGUGCAUGGGAAGGGGAAGGGGAUGGGGUUGGCUGAGGAGAAGGCUGUCGAGAAGACGUAUGGGGGGGCGAAGGGCAUGUGCGAGGCUUCACCUGGGAGGGAGGAUGGGAGACACGGAGAGGAAGAGGCAGGGAGCAAGGUAGAGAUGGAUGGGGUUGUUGGCGUGUGGGGGAGGGCACGAAAGGACGUGAAGUGGAGGGCGCAUCUGAAGGGACGUGUGUGGGAGAGGUUCGGCGCCAUCCCGAAGCCUCUAGAGGGAAGCAGCAUUGCUUUGGAGUGGGAGGAGUGGGCUGCAGGCGAGGAAGCUGCUGUGAAGUUUCCUGUGAACCGAAAGGAGAGGUGUUUUGGGCUUGGGAUAGUGGAGGAGCGUGGUGAAGCAGCUGAGAAGCUGAUUGGGCAUCCUGCAGAAGGCCAAGGAGAUGUGGACUUCCUGGUGGGGUUUGCCGGGUAUGUCAUGCACCCUCCUGCCUGCACCCAGUGCAGCACCUGCUCUGCGGAAUUCAUGCAAUCCGUGUGCAUGGCUGCUCUCAUUGUCAACUUUGCUUACUGCCCCGUCAGCCAUCUGUUCUCCCGCUUGCUCUCGGUCUUCCCUCCCUCCUCCCCUGGCUUCGACAAGCUGGUUGAGUGUCUGGACCUCCCCGCACGCCUGCCCAGGCCGUUGAACCUGCACAUGCUGCUGAGACGAGCGGAGCAAGUGCCUCUGUACUUCCUCAUUCACAUGGCAGUGUGGUGCGCUCGUCCUCUUCUGAAUCUUGCUUGUUCUGAGGGAGGGUACAGUGAGAAAGGGCAGGGAGUGCAGUCAGGUGCACGAAAAAAUGAAGUGGCGGAAAUGGGAAAAGGUGGCAGUGUGAAGGUGCAAGGCUGCUGGGAUGGUGAGGUGUGGGAAGAGGUGGAAAUAUGGUACUUUGCAGCAAUGAAGACAUGGAUGUCAAACCUGAGGGUUGAGGGAGGGAGUGAGGAGUGCAGCGGCAGCAGAGAGCGGGAGAGGCCUACAGGGGGGUUCGAUAUCACGUGGGCUCUUGCAGCGGCGAUCAUCCCGAGAUACUGUGAGGGGUUGCAGGGGCAGCAAAGGUCUGCCAUGGGGAGCAGCAACAAGGGCAGCAGCAGCAGCAGCGGCGGCGGCUGUGAGAAGAAGGGCGAGAAGGGGGAGGAGCCGGCGUAUCUGAAGGCAUGGCCAGGGGGAGUCAAUCUGGUGGCAUGUCUGCGAGAGAUGCUGCUGGGGGAGCCGUGCUACCACCCUGCCUCCCCUGCUGCCCCUUCCAUCCAUGCUACUGCUUCCACCCAUCCUGCUGCUUCCACCCAUCCUGCUGCUUCCACCCAUCCUGCAGAUAGCAUCCGAGCUGGAUCUGCUGCUACCGCUGCUGCUGCUUCAGGUGUCCGAGGCCGUGUGUGCGGUGCUGCGGGAUGUGGGAUGGUGGAGGGUGGCGGAGUGAAGCUGAGGAGGUGCGGUGGGUGUGGCAAGGUGGCGUAUUGCAGCAGAGAGUGCCAAAAGGCGCACUGGCCCUCCCACAAGCUCACAUGCCCUGGCAGGAACAGCGGGGAGAAGAAUGGGAAGGAUGGGAGUGGGGUUGGGAGCAAGGAUGGUCGCAUAAAAAUUGGCAAGGAGAGUGAUUGUGAGGGUUGCGCGCAUCGUCUGAACGUCGUCAUGAACAAGUGGUGUGGGAUGUGA